AUGUGCGCAGCUCUCAGUCCGGCCCAUUUUCAGCUUCGUGUCAAGAUCCUGUCUGAAGCGGCGAAGCAUGCCCCCACAACCGGAUUCACGAACGCUACCCUCGCUGUUUCGCUCAAAUCCAUCGGAGCGGAAGAUAUUACCGACAGAACAUUGUCUCACAUUUUCAACAGAGGCUUUCCGAUUGCCCUCGUCGAACACAUUGUGAAGUCGACAAACUUGCAUGUGCAGCAGAAGUUGGAGUCUGCUUACAACAAGGACGCCAUCAUCAAGAGCAUUGACUCAAACGUGGAUGCCUUUGUCCAAAACAGACUGCUACUCCCCACUGAGAAGGACGUUGCAGAGAAAGCUAUUUUGUCGAAGCUUGAGUUGCUGAUACCUUUAGCGGAACACUGGCCAAGCGCAGUGGCUCUUGAAUACCUUCCAGCCAACCUACCGUACACUGUAAUUAACGUGGCGGAGUUUGUCGAUACAACAGUAUACUAUAUGGAGCGUGCUGCCACUCUUGGAGAGUUGCUUGAGCCGGCACGCCGAAUUCUCCGAUCAAAGGCAAUGGCGUCUCGCAUUCAAUCUGGAGAAGUGGAUAGCAACGGUGCGUUGCCUACUUCGGCUUUUUUCAAGAGCUUUCUUAAGGGUAUUCCGCUAUCAUCAGGUCCGUAUGCUGGCCCUUCGGCAUUGAAUAUGGGGUGGUACUGCAAAAGAGCGCAGGUGGCGCUUGUGUAUGGGGCGGUCACCACUUCUUUGUUAGGCGACGCUUCACCGAACGCGGCCGACACUCGGUCCUUGACAAAAGCUGCGGUUGAAACGCUUUUUUAA
Leishmania mexicana MHOM/GT/2001/U1103 is the source of this 813-nucleotide messenger RNA. RefSeq lists its product as hypothetical. Bases 1 to 813 code for a protein of 270 amino acids. Gene Ontology annotation, cellular component: mitochondrial inner membrane. The record is from RefSeq and is a predicted model, not a curated record. Lineage: Eukaryota; Euglenozoa; Kinetoplastea; Trypanosomatida; Trypanosomatidae. Gene Ontology annotation, biological process: ubiquinone biosynthetic process. Gene Ontology annotation, molecular function: lipid binding. The transcript has a single exon.